Heterobasidion irregulare TC 32-1 is the source of this 1440-nucleotide messenger RNA. RefSeq lists its product as uncharacterized. NCBI's taxonomy places the organism in Eukaryota, Fungi, Basidiomycota, Agaricomycetes, Russulales, Bondarzewiaceae. The transcript is spliced from 2 exons. The record is from RefSeq and is a predicted model, not a curated record. Bases 1 to 1440 code for a protein of 479 amino acids.
AUGGGCUUGGAGGUCUGGUUAAGCCAGCAGCUUGACUCUCCAUGGUCUAGAGCUGUCAUCUUUCCCGCUUUUUGGGCAACCAUCUGGCAGGCGUUAGCCUUCGAAAGUCCGCUAGGGAGGUUGACCACGUGGAGUCCCGUUUUGGGCAUCGAAAGUUACGCAUGGACAAAACCUGUCCUCGGGCCAUGGGGAGUCGACUGGGUGGUAGCAUCUUUCGCGGUCGUAGGUUCGGAUGUAGUCGGCACGUGGCUGAGCAGCCGCGUUCAUUUCCGUGAUGAGCAGCUCAUUGACAUUGAGGACGAGCCCUCUAGCGAACAACGCCAGAUUCCCUCUCAUCCCUCGUCGUUUUCAAAACCCGUUUUCGCACUCUCCACAUUGCUUCUCCUAUUGGCAGUACCGUCGUAUUUUGUACAUCCCCUUCCGCUCCCUCCUCUCUCCUCCUCGUCGACGCCCAUCACGGUUGGCUGCGUUCUGCCCCCGCCACCCAAACCCAAUGACCAUACUUCUAUCCUUGAUCGAUUCAUUCUCGAAUCACAACGUGUAGUACCCAGUGGUGCCAAGAUCAUGCUCUGGCCCGAAGGUGCGGUCCAUUUUGAGAGUCCUGACGAGCGAGAUAAAGCCAUCUCCAAGGUCCGGCAGAUGAUAAAGGGACCGUAUGUCGGGAUUUCGUUUGUGGAGAAUGCUCCUUCGGGCUGGCAAGGACAUAGUCAUACAGACAAAAAACGGAUCGGUUUGGUCCUCGUCGGGCCCGAUGGCCCGGUCUUCGAGUACUACAAGCGAAACUUAGUUCCUGUAGCCGAAUCGUUCAGUGCCGUUCCAUCAUAUGAUCCACCCACAGUCUAUCACCUACCCCUCCCGCCUCCCGCUCACACUAACAAGAGCGACUGGUCUCACGGCCCGCCCUAUGUACGCCCAGUUCCUUUGACGGCAUCUAUCUGCCUUGACUUCGCGUCCCCGUCUGCGUUUGCUGAGUUGUCGUCGCGACCUGCCCUAAUUCUUGCGCCCGCCCGCACCUGGCACCCGGACGUCGGGCUGGCGGUAUGGGGGCAGGCGAAAGCGCGAGCAGAGGAAGCCGGUAGCAUGGUCCUUUUUUGUGACGGUGGGCACAACGGCGUGAGUGGUAUUGCAGGCCGAGGUAUCAACGAGAUCAUGCAGAUCGGGAGCGGCUCCUGGACAAGGACGGUUGGUGUUCAAUGGCCGUCCGAUGAGCGCCGCACAGCGUAUAUAUAUGCUGGUAAUUAUACCGUGUUCGUGAUCAUUUGGGGUUUGACAGGAUCCGUGUUGGCAGGAGAGUUUUUGAGGAGAGAAUAUGGGCAAAAAACAUUCGUGGAACUUUGGCACACAUCAACGGAGAGUGUCUGGGAGUUGGCAACGACACUCAAUAUCACCAUUCGGGGUUGGAGGCACAGGCGAGGCGAGGAGCAGCCCUUGUUACAGUAA